Messenger RNA from Tigriopus californicus, 575 nucleotides. RefSeq lists its product as uncharacterized. Lineage: Eukaryota; Metazoa; Arthropoda; Copepoda; Harpacticoida; Harpacticidae. The coding region runs from base 127 to 567 and encodes 146 amino acids. The transcript has 3 exons. The record is from RefSeq and is a predicted model, not a curated record.
UUCAUUAUCAAGCAAUGAUGGGUAGUAAGUCAAGCCUUCCAGACUUACAAAAUAAAAGUUUCGGGGAAUUUCCGAAAACCUAGAAUUGUCCCAUUUGGAUCUUUGUUGGCUUGUGUCCCAUUUCUAAUGUUCUGUAGACGCUUGAAGAACCUACGGAAUGAAAACGAUGGUGCCCUAAUGUCUUUGGGUUUAUUAUUGGAUGGGAUUUUGUAUCUUUUACCGGAUUAUGACACGCCCUGCUAUCAAUAUAAGCUCGUCUACGGUCUGUUCAUCGUUCCCAUGACCACGAGUUUCUUCUCGAUUCUGGGCAUGGCCAUCGAGCGGUUCCAAACCUUCGCGCUCUAUCGUGAUCGAAGGAGACUGACCAAGCGAUUUAGCAUCGCCUGGUUCUUCGCCUCCUGGACUUUAGCCAUUUGUUUCCUCGUCAUUCUUUUGGCGCAAAUCUCAGAGAAGGACCUGAAUGAAAACGACUUGGAUAACAUUCGUCAAUCUGCGCACAAGGGAAUACACGGUGGAUCUCACAACAAAUUCGGGGCAAUGCUGAUGAUCAGCUCAAUACUACAUUGACAUGUGGA